ACGAACCAACCAUGCUCACGGCCACCUCAAUCUCCUCCACAAUUUUAGCAAAGCAGCGGAGACACUAAGAAAGCAAAGCUCAUCAUCCUUUCCCAGCCUUAUCCUCUUCUUCUUCUUGAUCUCCAUAACCAUCUAGUUGAGCUUCCACCAUAACUCCGAACUCGAAGGAGAUGGGAACUAUCGAGCGCUUCCAAUCCGGUUUCGAGCUCUUCAAGACGGAGGUCUAUGACAAGAAGCCUGAUCUGUUUGGUCCACUGAAGGAGGGGCAAAGCCCCAAGUACCUUGUCUUCGCGUGCUCCGACUCGCGUGUGUGCCCCUCAGUGGUGCUCAAUUUUCAGCCUGGUGAAGCUUUCACCAUCCGCAACAUCGCCAACACAGUCCCUCCCUAUGACCCGGUCAAGUAUGGAGGAACUGGAGCGGCCAUUGAGUAUCCUGUGGUCCAUCUCAAGGUGGAGAAUGUAAUUGUGAUCGGGCACAGUCGGUGCGGUGGAAUCAAGGCGCUCUUGUCCACCAAGGACGAUGGCUCCACCAGCACUGCCUUCAUUGAGGACUGGGUGAAGGUUAGUCUGCCGGCAAAGAAGAAGGUGGAGGAGGAGCAUGCCUCCCUGCCACUUGAAGAGAAAUUGACCAUUGCUGAGAAGGAGGCAGUUAACUCGUCCCUAGCCAACCUCAAGACAUACCCUUUUGUGACAGAGGCCAUAGAAAAGGGAGCCUUGAAGUUGUUUGGCGCACACUAUGACUUCGUCAAUGGCAAGUUUGAGAUAUGGGAGGCCUAACCUUGCCAUUGGUUUUUAAUGAUGGAAGUCUAAUACUGUAUCUAUGUUAUCUUAAUGAACCAGACCAUGGUGUCUAUGCUCUGUGUUGUAUGGCGUUGGACCUUAUGUAUGGGAUGUUAGAUCUUGUAAA
Molecule: messenger RNA, 906 nt
Organism: Zingiber officinale
Lineage: Eukaryota; Viridiplantae; Streptophyta; Magnoliopsida; Zingiberales; Zingiberaceae
Product: carbonic anhydrase, chloroplastic-like
Exons: 7
Coding region: 171-776 (201 amino acids)
Biological process (GO): carbon utilization
Molecular function (GO): zinc ion binding; carbonate dehydratase activity
Source: RefSeq, a predicted model, not a curated record